Scedosporium apiospermum is the source of this 1032-nucleotide messenger RNA. RefSeq names its product Demethylmenaquinone methyltransferase. Gene Ontology annotation, molecular function: methyltransferase activity. Lineage: Eukaryota; Fungi; Ascomycota; Sordariomycetes; Microascales; Microascaceae. The transcript is spliced from 6 exons. The coding region runs from base 1 to 1032 and encodes 343 amino acids. The record is from RefSeq and is a predicted model, not a curated record.
AUGUCGUUCGGCGGUCGCGACAGCCUCUCCGACUAUGAAUUCACCUUCGAGGCUUACCUAGACCAUUCAGCCCGGAUCGAGGCCGAUCCUGAUCUAUUGAGCAAUGAGGAACUUAUAUACGACUAUCACCGUGAAAAUGGACGGACAUAUCAUACGUAUCGUUCUGGUUCGUUCUACGUGCCGAACGACGAGCUCGAGACAGAUCGCAUGGACAACCAAUAUGAAAUACUCAAGAUUCUUUUAGACGGGAGACAUUAUUUAGCGCCCUUAUCGCGCGAGAACCCACCUCGCAAGAUUCUUGACGUUGCAACUGGAACGGGGCGGUGGGCAAUUGAGAUGGCGGAUGAGUUUCCGGAAGCGCAAAUAAUAGGGACGGAUCUCUCGCCCAUACAACCUCAGAUGGUACCACCAAACCUUCGCUUCUACAUUGAUGACGGAAAUGAGGAAUGGCAGACGGGCAAGGAUUGGUUCGAUAUUGAUUUUAUCCAUUUCCGAGUCACCGUUGCGGCGUGGUCGGACUGGCGCUCUAUGAUUCGUAUGUCUUUCGAGCGUCUGAGGCCUGGUGGUUGGCUCGAAAUUCAGGAACCGAAAUGCGACAUCGACUGUGACGUUGGCGAGAUCCCCCCAGACAAUCCGGUGAAGCGGUGGUUCACCGAACUGCAAAAGGCAAGCAUUAUCGCUGGCCGACCUAUCCACGAGAUUCCCGAGUUAAAACGCAUGCUUCUCGAAGCGGGGUUUGUCGACGUCCAUGAAAAGGUCUACAAGAUCCCGCUGAACGGAUGGCCACGCAGUCGGAGGCUGAAGAGGAUUGGCGAGCUAUGGCACCACUGCAUGGAGGACGGGCUAUCUGGGUUCAGUUAUGCAUUUUUCCAUCGGUGUCUGGGUAUGACGAAGGAUGAGAUUGAGAUCUCGCUCGUCGACGUGAGAAGAGGUUUAGGGGACCAGCGCCUACACGCCUACGAAAAGUUUUAUGUCGUCUGGGGUCGGAAACCAGUCGAUGCACCAGAGCCAAGAGACCACCCGAUGUCCUAA